This is a messenger RNA of Drosophila pseudoobscura, 920 nucleotides long. RefSeq names its product glycine-rich cell wall structural protein. The coding region runs from base 110 to 820 and encodes 236 amino acids. Lineage: Eukaryota; Metazoa; Arthropoda; Insecta; Diptera; Drosophilidae. The transcript has a single exon. The record is from RefSeq and is a predicted model, not a curated record.
GCCCACUGCCGGUCACCAGAGUUCAACAGUCAGCGAGUUGGAGGCGUCGUGGUCAAAGCAAUUUGUGGAUAGCCGCUCAGAAAUCAGAGAUCGCAUCAGCAUCGUCAGCAUGAAGUUCUACGGAAGCAGCAGCAGCAUCAGCAUCGUGCUCAUCUGGGCGUUGAUGGGCACACUCCUGGCCCCCGGAGAGGCAACCUUUGGCAAGCUGAAUCUACUGCUGGGCGGUGCCAGUGCUGGUGUCGGUUCUGGCUACGGAUCCGGCUAUGGCUACGGCUCGGGAUACGGCUCUGGAUAUGGCUCUGGCUAUGGAUAUGGCUCGGGCUAUGGCUCUGGAUAUGGUUCCGGCUAUGGCUAUGGUGGCGAGAACGUGGUCAAGGUGAUCAAGGUGUCGGUCGUGCCAGGCGGUGGCUACUCAGGAGGCUACGGAUCCGGCUACGGCGGCGGCUACGGCGGUGGCUACGGAUCCGGCUACGGCGGCGGCUAUAGCAGCGGGUUUGUUGGCGCAGCUCCGGCCAUCUCCACAUCGGCUGUGGUUACCCCUGUGGUCACCUCAGUGUCCACACCCGUGGCCAGCUCCAUCCUGACUGGCGGAGCUGGCUAUGUGGGCGGCUUUGGUGGUGGACUGGGCGGCUUCAGUGGCGGUCUGGGCGGCUUCAGUGGCGGUCUGGGCGGCUACGGUGGGGGUCUGGGGGGUGGCUUGGGCGGCAGUUCCCUGCCCGCCUCUUAUGGCUUUGGCGGAGGCUAUGGGGCUGGCGGUGGCUUCGGCUUGGGCUUUGGCGCCCCCCCACCACCCCUCGGCCUGGCAUCGGGCCUGUGCUAGACGGAUAACGAACGAAUUACAGUUAACUUUCCCUUUUUUUGUCGAUAUUCCUAAUAAAAAGUGUUUAAUUAAAAUCUAAUAAAUAAAAUGUUACAAUAGA